Messenger RNA from Punica granatum (pomegranate), 1092 nucleotides. NCBI's taxonomy places the organism in Eukaryota, Viridiplantae, Streptophyta, Magnoliopsida, Myrtales, Lythraceae. The record is from RefSeq and is a predicted model, not a curated record.
CAAAAAAGUGACUGGAGAUUUUAGAGAAGUGAUCGGGAAAGGAGCCUUUGGGACAGUGUAUAGAGGAACCAUGUCAACUGGACAAGCUAUUGCCGUUGAGAGACUUGAACGAGUGUCCACUGAUGGGGAAAGAGAGUUCCGCACAGAGAUGCUAAUCAUCGGAAGGACCCAUCAUCGGAACCUCGUUAGCCUUCUCAGUUAUAGCCUCGACACAUCCAACAGGCUUCUGGUGUACGAGUACAUGAGCAACAGGUCGCUCGCGGAUCUUCUCUUUGCACCUGAGAAGCUUCUCUGUUGGGAAGAGAAGAUGGGAAUAGUGCGAAACAUAGCCCGGGGUCUGCUCUACCUCCAUGAGGAGUGUGAAACGCAGAUUAUCCACUGCGACAUAAAGCCUGGAAACAUACUCAUUGAUGAAAACCGACGAGCGAAGAUAUCCGACUUCGGGCUGUCAAAGCUGCUGAAGCCAGAUCAGACCAACACCUUCACAGGGAUCUGAGGGACCAGGGGCUACGUCGCGCCAUAAUGGCACAAGAACCUGCCUAUCACAACAAAGGCUGAUGUCUACAGCUUCGGAAUUGUACUGCUGGAGAUCAUAUGCAGCCGGAGGAACAUGGAGCAGAGCCUUCCUGAAGAAGAGAUGAUCCUUGAGAAUUGGGUCUACGACUGCUUCCAGGCGGGCGAGCUGCAUAGGUUAGUCGAUGAAGAAGAGGGUGUAGACAAGAGACAGCUCGAUAGGAUGGUUAAGGUUGCUAUUUGGUGCACCCUCAAAGAGCCUUCGCUUCGCCCUUCGAUGAGGAAGGUUCUGCUGAUGCUCGAAGGCACCGUAGACAUACCCUCUCCUCCUUGUCCCACUUCGUUCAUCAGUUGCAUAUGAAGCUGAGAUGAUCUUGAGGUAGUGAGCAGCUCAUCCCCACAUAAGAUAUUUUCCAGAAUUUUUCUACUCUUUUGAUUUAGAUCAGCAUCAGCUCUACUUUGAUUUUAUAAUUUAUUUUUGGUGUUGCCGCUAUUUGAGGCCUCCUAAUAACAAGUUGAUUCACUAUAUAUCCGCUACAUGAUAAACUAUGCUAUUACAGUGCCCUAUACUGGGCAACC